AUCGACGUCAUAAUGACGUUUACUAAACCUCCAAUUAAGUACGUGUACUAUAGGACGUUGUUUGGCGUAUUUUUAUGGUUAUAUUUUUAGAAUCAUAUAUAUUUUCAUAUACUCAGUCACUGAGCAUAAAAUGCUUGCUUUAAAAUUAGUUUCUUCUUCAAGUCUAUGUUGCAUCUCAAAGGUUUGACCACCCUAUCUCAAAAUGUGUCAACUGCUUAACACAAAGCUAAAUAAGACGUUUGUUCGAGGAAAGCCAAAUAUUUAAGCAAUCAUUUAUAACGUAUUUAAUAUGGAGUAUCAGUCAUGCUCUGGUGUGUGUAUGAGCAUGUCAUUCUUUCAAAGACUGGUUUUCACUACUACAUUGGUCUUGCUACUGAGUUCAGUGACGUCUGAGGAACCUACAACGAAAAUUUUGAAACGAAAUGUUUUUCUGAGGAGGCAGAAAAGGUAUUUGACGUUUCCUCCAGGCAGUAACUUUGUUAUCACCCUCUCUGCAGUAAAAUCUUUACUGAGGGUACAGCCAACAGGAUGGAAUAUUUUAGAAGAGGUAGAUGUCCCAUUUGCCCUGCCUAGCGACACGAUGCUUUUCAAACGGAUAGGAAGGAGAGACAGAGAAAGGCGAGAAAUUCACGAUCAAAUUGGACAAACACUGGAUAAGUUUGGAUUCAAUGGUACAGCUUGUGUUAAUAGAAUGAUCUGCGAAUCACAAAAAUUCAUCCCAUUGCGAGGAAGCUCGUUGGUGAAGUAUAUUCUGUCGGCAGUUUUCAGGCAUACUGAAGAGUCGUUCGACCCCAAACCGAACUGUGACGAUCACAUCUUCGAAGACUGCUCAGUUUCGAUUCUAAGUUACUUAAUGGGAAGUUUGCAAACUGAUUCUACUUGAAAAUAAAACCCAGGAUAUUCAUGUUUAAAUUUUUUAUUACAAUAAAAUCUCAACAUAAAUAGAUACAAAAAGUUAUAACAGUACGCUUCAUCAUAUACGACAGAAAUGUCUUAUUUUAUGACACAAAAGUUUAAAUCAGUUGCAAAAGUGCAGAAUUCUGGA
This is a messenger RNA of Acanthoscelides obtectus, 1045 nucleotides long. The record is from the annotation of a GenBank genome assembly. Lineage: Eukaryota; Metazoa; Arthropoda; Insecta; Coleoptera; Chrysomelidae.